This is a messenger RNA of Mercenaria mercenaria, 2380 nucleotides long. RefSeq names its product E3 ubiquitin-protein ligase TRIM33-like. Gene Ontology annotation, cellular component: chromatin; nucleoplasm. Lineage: Eukaryota; Metazoa; Mollusca; Bivalvia; Venerida; Veneridae. Bases 35 to 859 code for a protein of 274 amino acids. Gene Ontology annotation, molecular function: ubiquitin-protein transferase activity; zinc ion binding. Gene Ontology annotation, biological process: positive regulation of DNA-templated transcription. The transcript is spliced from 2 exons. The record is from RefSeq and is a predicted model, not a curated record.
UCUUAUCAGUUGCAGCAGAGUUAUCGUGUAAAAAAUGGCGACCAAGGGGAGUACAUCGGACGCAUCGGAUGAACUGUUUGACUAUUUAUGUUCUCCAUGUAACAAACAAGACAAGAAUAGUGAGGCAGUGAAGUAUUGUGUGGACUGUCAGGAGUAUCUGUGUGUAACUUGUGUUAAAAGUCACAAUAGUUUUUCUGUCCUAGCUGGACAUACAUUGGUUGAAAGGUCAAAGUUUGGAAAUGCAAGUAGAACAGACAGCAAGGAAUUGCCGUCGGUGCCGACAGAGCGAUGCAAAGUUCACUCAUUGAAGCUCGUGGACAUGUUCUGUGCUGAUCAUGACACGGUUGGUUGUCAUGUCUGCUUUACGAUCAAUCAUAAGCCGUGUCAAGAUAUCCACUACAUUCCCGAGUAUGUUGAAACGACUAAACAGGCUGAAAGUAUCAGAAAGAUGAAUGAUGAGAUGGACAAAGCAAUUUCUAAAAUGGAUAACUUGAUGAAAAAUAAACAGAAAGAUAGAGAAGAUAAAAAGAAAACAACGGCUGCCUUGUUAAAAGAAAUCAAAGCAUUUAGGAAGAAAGUUAACGAAGUUUUAGAUCGACUGGAACAAGCUUUUGUCGCUGAAGUAGAAGGGAAAUGCGGUAAACAGGAUCAAGAAUUUCGAGAAGAAUUGAAGAAUAUACAGGAUACUCUUGAUAAACUUACUACAUGUAAAGCCGAAAUGGAAUCAUCACAGAGGAAUCCUUCGCAGCAGUUUGUUAAUAUGAAGAAAUCCGAGAAUAUAAUAUCAGAUAUUAAAAAGGCCGGAUCACGAACUGCAGAUAAAGUGAAAGAUAGUCUAUUGUUUGAAAGAAAUUCAUAGAUCCUUCAUUUCCUUCAAAAUCAUGAAUCACUUGCAAAGACGCCACUUCUAAUGAAGCAUGGGCUUUACGAAGUUCAAAGCAAGCAAAGCUACAAUGUAAAGUUGAAUGACGACGUCAGUACUUGUAAUUUUUGGUCUUCUUGUGUACUUGACUCGGGCGAUAUAUUGUUAGCAGAUUAUGAAAACCGGAAAAUAAAACUGAUUGACUGUGAAACUUAUGAAGCACGAAAAACAAUAAAGAUGUCCGCCUCGCCACAAUCUGUUUGCAAGAUUAGUAGUGUGGAAGCUGUGGUAAGUCUUGGAAACAAAACAGUACAGUUUGUGUCUACCAAGAAUGAGCUGGUGCCUACACGCUCUCUGACGUUUGACCAUGAUUGUCGAGGUAUUGCUGUCAUGGAUUGUCAACUUGUGAUUUGUGAAAAUGGUAACGAAGCUUAUAUCUAUACAAUGAGUGGAAGUCGUCUAAAUAUCAUCCAGAAAGACACAACCGGAAAUAAUAUAUUUAGUCACAUCCGCGAGGUUUGCGUAAGUGACAACGGUAGGACAAUUCACGUCGUUGAUAGUAAUAGAGAUCUGGUAACUAUAGAUAGAGACGGUAAUGUGGUCUGGAGAUUUUGUGGUCAAGACCUGAAGAGCGCCUGGGGAGUAUGUACAGAUGGAAACUGUAACGUGUUUGUGAGUGGUGCGUCAUCGAAAAAUGUUGUACAACUAAGACCUGAUGGGAAGUUACUAGGAGAAGUUGUCACGAAAGCGCAUGGUUGAGAAUGUCCACAUGCUGUGUGCUUUAAUGCGAAAAGAUGCAAGCUGUUUGUUUCAGAUGGAAACGAGCUGCAAGUGUUUCACGUUCAAUAGACAUUAUUCUGAUUUACGCAAAUAAGAACUAACAUUACACAUAAAACCUUUCGAUUUACUAAAAUAUAAUUAUCUAUGUGCAUAAGUUCUAUGUUUUAAUUCUAAUACAUUGCUAAAGGUUUCGUCUUUAUUCACAGAACUGAUUCCAUUGCUUUUAUGAGUCAAUUUUUGAACACUUUAGGAAAUAAAAUUUUCUGCCUGAAUCUAUAUACUGCAUAUGAGUAAGGAAAACGUGAAAACUGGAUAUGAUAUUUGGUACAUUAUAGAUAUUUGUAAGUGUUCAUCCUCUUGAUCUGCUUGCAUUCUUCAACGGAAUAUAACUCAGAUUUAUUAAAUACUGAUUUAUUUUUUUUCACAAACGUCAUUUUCAGGAAACCUAAUUAAUACCAAGAAUCUACCGAAAACUAGAUAUUGUCCAAAAAUUGAUUAAUAAGAAUUUCAUAUCACUCUUUUGCAAUAAAGAAAAUAAGAAUUUCAUAUAACUCUUUUGCAAUAAAGAAAGCGUCACAGAAAGUCAUAUUCUAUGCAUAUGCUAACAUAUGUACUUCUGAUAAUGAUUAUACUUUAUGCUUCAGAUUUUCAGGCAAAAGUGUUAAUAUAUCUGUAAUGUGUUUAUAUUGAAAGGUUGUGUAAUCUUGCCUAUAAAACUGGAAUAAAUUAUAACAUUUA